AUGGGAAGCCUGCUGAAUCUCGAGGAGCACUUCGCCUUCUACGGAGCGUACCACAGCGCCCCUGUCAAUGUCCUCAUCCACAUCCUCCUGGUGUGGCCAAUCUUCUUUACAAUCCUCCUCCUCCUCUACUUCACACCCCCCUUCUUCCACUCCGCCGCCCCCUUCGGCUUACCCCUCGUCUUCAACGUGGGCUUCAUUAUCACCCUCGUUUACGCCAUCUUCUAUGUCUGCCUCGACCGCCGGGCCGGCUCCAUCGGCGCGCUUCUCUGCGUCCUCUGCUGGGUCGGCAGCAGCGUCCUCGGCAGCUACCUCGGCGCCCAGCGCGGCUUGCGCGUAUGUAUUCUACCAUACGCUCCUUUCUCGCCUUGCUCUUCCUCCUCCCACAAAUCAGACUGGUGUCGAUGGAGCCUUCCCCAUUUUUUAUGCUUUCACGGUUUCCUCCAAAUGAUCGAAUUGGGAUCUACGAAUCGAAGGUCAAAGCUAUGAAAACAGGACAUUUUCAGGAUUAUUGGUUUCCUAAACGCGUAUUGUCGGUCUCAGAGAACUGAAUCUAAAGAACCCAUGUCUCUUCGCCGAUCGUACGCACUGAGGAACCGAGAUUCCCUAAAAGCCGUCUCCCUCCCUCUUCAUCCUCAACUCUAAACGCUGCGAGGCUGUUGUUCUUCCAGGUGGCUCUGGCAUCCCAGCUCUUCUGUUGGACCGGACAAUUCAUCGGCCAUGGAGUAUUCGAGGUAAACUCUUCGAACUGCAACGGCGGGGAUUAUUAUGGUAACGUUGGCGAUGAAACACCCUUGGCAAUUUCCGUUACAGGGCCGGGCGCCCGCUCUUCUCAGUAACCUCUCCCAGGCCUUCUUGAUGGCCCCAUUCUUCGUUCUCCUGGAGGUAAGACGAGGCCUCCACGUCCACACCUGAUCGAUCGCCGAUCGCAGCACCACCAAGCUUCUCACGGAUGCUUACGCACAGGUGCUCCGUGUAUUCGGCUACGAGCCCUACCCUGGCUUCGACGCCGCCGUGCGGGCGAAGAUAGAGACCGAGAGGGAGGCUUGGCAGGCCCGCGUGCAGAAGAAGAGCACUUGA
Molecule: messenger RNA, 1077 nt
Organism: Spirodela intermedia
Lineage: Eukaryota; Viridiplantae; Streptophyta; Magnoliopsida; Alismatales; Araceae
Source: the annotation of a GenBank genome assembly